AUGCGACAGGUAAUCAGCGAAUGGAAAGAAACAAAGAGAGGAUGUCCUCAAGGCUCUUUUUUGUGCCCGACGUUAUGGAAUAUCUACCAGAACGAUUUAUUUUAUGUUGAACGUAAAAGUCGGCUAUCUGCGUACGCGGAUAAUCAUCAGCUUUACUACGCCCAUAAAAAACCAGAGAGAGCAGUGGACACUAUAACCCGAGAUGGAAAACAAACCUUCUGUUGGUACACGGAAAAUUUCCUUGAAGGAAAUUUAAGCAAAUACCAAGCAAUGACCAUAUCGAAAAAUUCGCAAGAACUGAAUAUAGAAGUAGACAGUCGUAAAAUUAAGAUAACAGAAAAGCUUAUCUUGCUGGGUGUGGAGAUUGAUGAUCAACUGUAUUUCGAUGAGCAUACCUGUAUUUCAACAGCGUGUAAAAAAGCACAAUGUAAAAACUGAUAGGUUAAAAUAACCAAAAAAAAUAGGUUAUUUGGUUUGGUCUAGGACAACCCGAUAAAAAUAGGUUAUUUCAAUAGGUUAAAAGAACCAGAAAUAAAUAGGUUAAAGCAAACCAUUAAAAAUGGGUUGGUUUAUACCCAUAAGAAAUAGGUUGUUUUAAUAGGUUAAAACAACUAAAAUGAAAUAGGUUAAAACAAACCAUCGAAAAUGGUUACUUUAACCUAUAAAUCUGUAAUAUGUCAUUUUAACCUAUUAAUUAUUGGUUGAUUGAACUAAAGAUUUAUGGUUAUUUUGACCAAUUAAAAAAAGUAAUUCCAACCUAUAUUCAAAAGUUAAAAUGACUAAAAUUUAAACUGUCAAAUUGAGCAUAUUUCAACCAAAUAAAUAUAGGUUGUUUUAACUAUAAUACAAAUGGCGGAUAUUCACCAAUAAUAUUUUGGUUGAUUUGGCCAAUUUUUUUAGUUAUAACAACCAGUAAAUAACGGUCAAAGUCGGAGUACGAAACAUCGCGCACUUUCGUUGGUUAAAUGAUGUUGCGUCAACUGAAUAAGAUACGCUAAAACGAAAUAGUUAAACAAUAAUUCUGCAGGCAAUUAAUCAUCCAAGUACGCUAUAAUCAAACAGUAUUAUGAACUGUAUAUAAAAAUAUAUUUUGUAACAUCUAAAAUUACAGUAAGUACACAGUAGUACGUAUAGUGUUACUAUAGCCUGUGUUCCAGUUGACUACACUGUUACUGACACACAGGCUAGAGAGUUGCAUGGUUUUAUCAAGUAUUAUAUAUUAUCAUGAAAUCAUGGCUAAGCACUUAACUAAUUAGCAUUAAUUAGAUCGCGAUCACCAUGCAACCCCGGCCUGUUUGUGCAUUCUCAAUCUCUCAUUAUUACAAUAUGUUACAACAAUCGAUCGCCAUAUAAUCUUAGUUCUAGCUUGUGUUCUAUAGUUCACCGAUUGGCAGAGUUUGACCACUCCUUCCCAGCAGAAUAUGCUCGAGGAACAUUGCCAAGGCCAUUGAGGUAUUCAGCAUUAAGAACAAAAUAUCGUAAACCUCCGACUAUAAGCCCUGGGCUUAUAUUUUUCCGUAAGCGAUUUUUGAUGGGCUUAUACAAAGAGGGGCUUAUAUACGGGGGGAGGGGGCUUAUACAUGGACGAUCUUUUGUGUUAGUGUAAUAGUGACAAACAAGUAUAGUAAUAGUGAUAAACAAGUGUUAAGCAUAGUAAUAAUAGUGAUUAACAAUAAAUGGUGAUAACUGAUAAACAAGUGGGCUUAUAUUUGGAAUGAGGUGAGCGUUAGUACAUGUGGUGGGCUUAUACACGGGAGGGGGGGACUUAUAUUCGGGUGGGGGGCUUAUAUUCGGAGGUUUACGGUAACGCUGCUAAUAAGCAUGUAAUAGUGCUGAUUAUAGUACUUCGACCUCUUAAUAUGGCAACUACAGUAUACCAUAUACCCUCUGCAAUGAGGGUAAGUGAACUUAUCUCUUGUAGAGAUCCGGUUGCCAAUAGUGGUGUUGAACACGCCUUUAUUCUCUCAGUAUGCUGAAUUUCAAAAUCACUCUGCAAACAAAAAAUGAGAAUAUAUUCUAUAUGCAUGCAACAUUAAGGAUCUUACAAGGAAACUUAACAUCACUACCAAAUAUAUCCAGGUAGCCUAUGUAUGUAUGUGCAUGCAUGUUGCAACUGUACUGCACAACAACCAGCGCGCCCUACUUGUUUUUUUUAAAGGGGAAGUCAAGUCCGUUCUGCGCAUCGGUUCUGCUCAUAACAAUGUGAGGACCUCUAAUGUGAACAUUGCCCAAAUUUCGAAUGUUUCGAAUUUUUCUGAACAUAAACUCUAUUUCAUAUUCAUUUAGAAGCAUAGCGAACCAAAAUGGUGUUAGAUAUUCAGACAGUACAUCAUAUUUUAAAAAAUACAGCAGUUCAAAUGUAAACAAACCGUUUGUUUACAUUACGGACUUGACUUCCCCUUUAAAGUAUAUAACUUUCAAGUCUUUCAAUGUAAGUGGAAUUGCCACAUAUUUGGCAAGGUCCGCAAGGAAACGUUUUCUUUCUAAAAACUCAUCAUACAGUGUAACAUAAGUCAACAUUUGCAUAUCAAACAAAGUUACAUUAUGAUUUUAAACUAACUUUGCAAUUGAAUCAUAAAAUAAUUCUUGCAUAGGCACUUCACUAGAAUGAUGAAAUCUAAUUUCACUGUUCAAGUUAACCAUGCAGGCAUGUUUUUCUCUCCGUAUUUAGCGUACUUUUGCAAACACCGGGACAUUUACUCAAAGAUAUCAUUUUAGUUGACGAUGACAGUAAAAAUCGUGAGUAUAGAACCGAAUGUCAAGAGAAAAAUUGUGUCAUUUCAGUUAGGGUAUAAGAUAGGGGGAAAAAGGUUAAACUAUGUUUUCUGAAAUUUUCAGCUGACGAUGGAAAGCUCUUAGAAAAACUUCCUAAAGUAAAAACGAUACGAAAUAACGGCAGAGAAG
Molecule: messenger RNA, 2904 nt
Organism: Paramuricea clavata
Lineage: Eukaryota; Metazoa; Cnidaria; Anthozoa; Malacalcyonacea; Plexauridae
Source: the annotation of a GenBank genome assembly